AUGAGACCGCUUACCGAGGAAGAAACCAAGGUGGUUUUCGAGAAACUGGCCAGUUAUAUUGGCCGUAAUAUUGCAUACUUGGUUGACAACAAAGAAGACCCUCAUGUUUUCAGAUUACAGAAAGACAGAGUGUACUAUGUUAGCGAUCGCAUAGCCAAGGUUGCCACUUCCGUUGCUAGACCAAACCUCAUGUCAUUGGGAGUGUGUUUUGGAAAGUUCACGAAGACAGGAAAGUUCAGAUUGCAUGUUACCUCUCUCAAAUAUCUUGCACAGUACGCUAAAUUCAAGGUCUGGAUCAAGCAGAACGGAGAAAUGCCUUUCUUGUACGGAAACCACGUCCUUAAAGCACACGUCGGGAAGAUGAGCGAGGAUAUUCCUGAACAUGCAGGUGUGGUUGUCUUUUCUAUGGCAGAUGUGCCGCUCGGGUUCGGUGUCAGUGCCAAGUCAACAAUCGAAGCUAAAAAUUUGCAACCAACGGGAAUAGUUGUUUUCCGUCAAGCAGACAUUGGAGAAUAUCUCAGAGAUGAAGAUACGCUAUUUACAUAG
Ogataea philodendri is the source of this 546-nucleotide messenger RNA. RefSeq lists its product as uncharacterized. The record is from RefSeq and is a predicted model, not a curated record. Gene Ontology annotation, biological process: ribosome assembly; ribosomal large subunit biogenesis. Gene Ontology annotation, molecular function: RNA binding. Lineage: Eukaryota; Fungi; Ascomycota; Pichiomycetes; Pichiales; Pichiaceae. Gene Ontology annotation, cellular component: preribosome, large subunit precursor; nucleolus; nucleus. Bases 1 to 546 code for a protein of 181 amino acids. The transcript has a single exon.